Messenger RNA from Brassica napus (rape), 1510 nucleotides. Its product is annotated as WD repeat-containing protein DWA2. Bases 216 to 1268 code for a protein of 350 amino acids. Gene Ontology annotation, biological process: protein ubiquitination. The record is from RefSeq and is a predicted model, not a curated record. The transcript is spliced from 12 exons. Gene Ontology annotation, molecular function: protein binding. NCBI's taxonomy places the organism in Eukaryota, Viridiplantae, Streptophyta, Magnoliopsida, Brassicales, Brassicaceae.
AUCGCUAAUUUUGUCAACCCAAAUUUACGUACAAUUAAAUAAUUAACUAUUCAAUUUGGACAAGCCUGCUAAGUAAAAUGAACUUCUAAAUGGGCUUAAAAAUCUUAAAAGAGGCCCAUUAAAGAUCAUCUGCUCGAAACCAGCAGAGUCAAAGAGCGGCAAAUCGUCGCGACACUUUCCUUCCUGAAUCUGUUAACGUUGGCUUAGAGGCUACAAUGCAAGGAGGAUCAUCUGGUAUCGGUUACGGUUUAAAGUAUCAGGCGAGAUGUAUAUCGGAUGUGAAAGCAGAUACGGAUCACACCAGCUUCCUCACUGGAACACUAAGCCUCAAAGAAGAGAACGAGGUUCAUCUGCUACGUCUGUCAUCUGGUGGAUCUGAGCUGGUGUGCGAGGGUUUGUUUUCGCAUCCUAAUGAGAUUUGGGACCUUGCUUCUUGCCCUUUUGAUCAGCGCAUCUUCUCUACUGUCUUCUCCACUGGCGAGUCAUUUGGAGCAGCGAUAUGGCAGAUUCCUGAGCCGUAUGGUCAGUCAAAUUCAUCAACUUUGGAAUGUGUUGCCUCCCUUGAUGCACAUGUUGGUAAGAUCAAUUGCGUUCUGUGGUGUCCCUCUGGAAAAUCGGACAAGCUAAUCAGCAUGGAUGAGCAGAACCUUGUGUUGUGGAGUUUAGACUCUUCAAAGAAAAGUGCUGAGGUGGUAUCUAAGGAGUCGGCUGGUAUGCGGCAUUCUUUAUCAGGUGGAGCAUGGAAUCCACAUGAUGUGAAUUCUGUGGCAGCGACUUCUGAAUCAUCUAUCCAGUUCUGGGACUUGAGGACUAUGAAGAAUGUUAAUUCAAUUGACCGUGCUCAUGUACGUAAUGUUGAUUACAACACCAAGAGAGAACAUAUACUUGUCACCGCAGAUGAUGAAUCUGGCAUACAUAUCUGGGAUCUUCGGAAAGCUAAGGUUCCUGUCCAAGAGCUCCCUGGUCAUACACACUGGACAUGGGCUGUCAGAUGUAACCCUGAGUAUGAAGAACUAAUUCUGAGCGUUGGAACAGACUCAGCUGUAAACUUGUGGUUUGCUUCGGCAUCUAGUGAUAAUCAAGCCUCAGAAAGGUCGGCAGAAGCAUCGCGUCAGCGUGUGAAUCCGUUGCUAAAUUCUUAUACAGACUACGAAGACAGUGUGUAUGGCCUGGCUUGGAGCUCUCGCGAGCCUUGGAUUUUUGCAUCAUUGUCAUAUGACGGCAGGGUUGUGAUCGAAUCCGUCAAGCCUUUCUUGCCGAGAAGAUAGGUACAUGCAGCUUGGCAAGAAGCUGCAUUAUCUAUCAUGUUUGAACGUUUUUGAGAAGAAGCACAAGAACAAAGAACUAUUAGUGUAACAUGUUUCUGAUGUCUUUGGUCAUCCCUGUCACUCAAGUCGCAAGCUAUACAGAGAUUUGCUACAAUUCAGUUUUAUUAUAUAAGAUUCUUUAUCAUAAUGAUACAUAUGCCCUCUUUGUUUUCCUUUUAAUAUAAAGCUACAUCUCUGACCAA